AAAGUUACUAAACAACCCCCUAGAAUUUUGGGGUUUGGCAUUUUACACUCCUCAUCAAUCAUCAUACACAUCAGAGUAGAACUUUGCGGUUUGGCAUUUUACACUGCUCAUCAAUCAUCAAUUCAUCAUAUACACAUCAGAGUCAUACUACUUUCUCUCAAUCUCUUCAAUUGCGAGGGGGCCAGUGAAGAAGAUGCAAGACGCAGUGGAGUUGGUUUUCGUUCCAUUCCCAGGAAUGGGUCACAUCCGACCUGCCAUUGAUAUGGCUAAGCUCCUCAUACACACACAACGCAAUCUCUCCGUUACUCUUCUCGCCACCACCUUUCCUAACGAUUCCAAGGUCACUUCUUACCUGGAAUCAUUCCUCAGCAACAAUGACUCCAGAAUGAAGGUCAAGCCACUCCCUAACGACGAAUCUGCUCUCAAGAAUGUGAACACCAUGGCCAGCGCUUUCUUCCGCUCCUUCAUUGAUUCCCACAAGCCUCUCGUCAGAGACUGCGUUCAAGAGAUCGUGGGUUCGUCGGGUUCUGUGAGGCUAGCCGGGUUUGUGGUGGAUGCUUACUCUUCCGCCAUGGCUGAUGUGGCUGAUGAGUUUGGGGUACCCACCUAUGUGCUAAACGCCUCCGGUGCAGCUAUGCUGGGUCUUCAGUUGCAUCUACAGAGCCUUAGAGAUGACCGCGGCGUAGAUGUGACGGAGUUGAAAGAUUCCGAUCCGGAUCUGACUGUCUCGGCUUACCUCAACCCUUUUCCGGUUAAGCUGUUGCCGUUUGUUGCGCGAGAGAAGACGGGCUGGUCGACCUUUUUCUUGGAUGUUGCCAAACGAAUGAGAGAGGCUAAAGGUAUCAUCGUCAACACCUUCUUUGACCUAGAGUCGCAUGCACUUGAAUCUCUCUCUGAGGACGAGAAGGUCCCACCUGUGUACCCUGUGGGACCCUUAUUGAACCUAAACUCUGAAAACAACCAAGAAUCCGAGAAGGAAAUCCUGGAAUGGCUGGGUCACCACCCAGACUCAUCAGUUGUGUUCCUUUGCUUCGGAAGUGCGGGUUCUUUCACAGAGUCUCAAGUGAAGGAGAUCGCUUAUGCCCUUGAGCGUAGCGGGCACAGGUUCCUGUGGACCUUGAGACGGCCACCGACUCAAGGCUCAUUCUUGCCCACGGACUACAACAAUCCGACAGAAGUUCUACCGGAAGGAUUCCUUGAAAGAACUAAAAGCAUAGGAAAAGUUAUCGGAUGGGCGCCGCAAGUUGCAGUGCUAGCUCACCCGGCUAUCGGGGGAUUCGUGUCACACUGUGGAUGGAAUUCGAUUCUGGAGAGCGUUUGGUUUGGAGUGCCGAUGGCUACAUGGCCGAUUUACUCGGAGCAGCAGGCGAAUGCGUUCCAAGUGGUGAGGGAGAUGGGAAUAGGAGUGGAGAUCAAGAUGGAUUACAUAAUCGAUAUCAUGGAUACAACAAAGAUUCCAGAAAUAGUGAGUGCGGAUGUGAUAGAAACCGGAAUCAGGAAGCUUAUGGUUAUGGACCGCCAUUCCAAUCCCGCAAGGAAGAAGGCCGAGGAACUGAAAGAACAGAGCAGAGCGGCACUAGCUGAGGGUGGCUCUUCAUACAGUUAUCUUGGACGUUUCCUUGAGCAAGUUAUGACCAACCUAGGCAGCUAGCAGUUGUAUCAUGUGGUUUUUUUUUAAUGGAGUAAGUGAUAAUAAGAAUAUGAAUUUUCAAGACUUUUAAUAUAGAAAAUACUUUUCUCUUC
Molecule: messenger RNA, 1743 nt
Organism: Ipomoea triloba (trilobed morning glory)
Lineage: Eukaryota; Viridiplantae; Streptophyta; Magnoliopsida; Solanales; Convolvulaceae
Product: anthocyanidin 3-O-glucosyltransferase 2-like
Exons: 1
Coding region: 194-1651 (485 amino acids)
Molecular function (GO): UDP-glycosyltransferase activity
Source: RefSeq, a predicted model, not a curated record